ACUCCCCAAUUAUUUCGGGUUUAAGUCAACCUUUUAAAGAGCUCGUGUAGUCAAGCCUAACACUCUACUCUGUUAUAGAAUCGUUGACUCAAGCAGUCUAUAGAGAGGGCUCCGGUCCGGUUUGCUUUAGGGUAUAUAAGCAAACUUAUUAACCUUAUCUCUUCAUUAUAUUGUACUGGACAGCGUGCACAGCCUAUCCAUGAAGUCCUCACGGCCUCCAUGGCCUAUCCUAUUGGGUCAACCCCUGCCCUAGUACAUGCCUAGUACCACCGGUGACGUCACCCAGAUAGCAGCCGGAUCAACUAAAGUGCUCAUAUGUUGCCACUAACAGUUCCGCUUUGAUCCAACUACAACCAUGUCAUCAUCCCCAUAUCCAGCACGUCAAUUGCUCCUGUUGUCCAACUCCACGCUCCACCCCGGCGGGUACCUAGAGUACGCCCAAGGCUACAUCAAAGACUUCCUCGGGCGAUCCGCCGUCAAAAAGGUGCUUUUCGUGCCCUUUGCCCUACGAGACCAUCAAGGCUAUACUGAUAAAGUCAAAGCGGCCUUGGGGCCAUGGGGCUUCCAAGUGGAAGGCCUCCACGAUUUUGCCGACAAAUGCCAAGCGGUGAACUCUGCUCAAGCUAUCUUCAUCGGGGGCGGAAAUACGUUCCAACUCCUCAAGGGUCUGUACGAUUUCCAAGUUCUGGAGGCCAUUCGAUCUCGGGUGUUGGAUCAUGGGAUCCCUUACAUGGGAUCGUCGGCCGGCACGAAUGUCUCGACCAAAUCCAUCCACACCACCAACGACAUGCCCAUUGUAUUUCCACCCUCCUUCGAAGCCUUGAACCUGGUGCCUUUCAAUAUCAAUCCCCAUUACCUGGACACGGAUCCCAACUCGACCCAUAAAGGCGAGACCCGCGAGGAGCGGAUUCGACAAUACCAGCAAGUGCCCGGGGUUCCACCCGUAGUGGCCUUGCGAGAAGGUAGUUUGCUCGAGGUCACGGGUGAUCAUGCUAUCUUGAAGGGCCAGUUGGAAGCCUUGCUCUUCCGCGGAGAUGCCGAGCCUCGAAGCUACCCAACAGGCACGGAUUUCGGGUUUCUCUUUCAAGAACUCAAAGCCCAGUGAGAUCACAAUAAAGAAUUGAUUUAUCAUUUGGAAGGACAA
Tigriopus californicus is the source of this 1144-nucleotide messenger RNA. RefSeq names its product probable alpha-aspartyl dipeptidase. The record is from RefSeq and is a predicted model, not a curated record. NCBI's taxonomy places the organism in Eukaryota, Metazoa, Arthropoda, Copepoda, Harpacticoida, Harpacticidae. The coding region runs from base 356 to 1105 and encodes 249 amino acids. Gene Ontology annotation, molecular function: serine-type peptidase activity. Gene Ontology annotation, biological process: proteolysis. The transcript has 3 exons.